Molecule: messenger RNA, 5293 nt
Organism: Bombina bombina (fire-bellied toad)
Lineage: Eukaryota; Metazoa; Chordata; Amphibia; Anura; Bombinatoridae
Gene: USH1C
Product: USH1 protein network component harmonin
Exons: 26
Coding region: 48-2525 (825 amino acids)
Biological process (GO): inner ear receptor cell stereocilium organization; inner ear morphogenesis; sensory perception of sound
Cellular component (GO): plasma membrane; stereocilia ankle link complex; cilium
Molecular function (GO): protein binding
Source: RefSeq, a predicted model, not a curated record
GGAUGAUAUUGUGAUACUUUACAGCACCUGCUGCUGCUAUACAUACAAUGGAGAGGAAAAUAGCCAAGGAAUUCCGCCAUAAGGUCGAAAAGUGCAUAGACAAUGAAGCAGAGAAAGAUUAUCUUUAUGAUGUGCUGCGCAUGUAUUAUCAGUCUAUGAACCUCCCAGUUUUUGUCGGAGACCUAAAGCUUGUUUUCAAUGAUCCAUCUCGAUUGCCACUUUUUGAUGCCAUACGUCCUCUAAUUCCAUUGAAGCAUCAAGUGGAAUAUGAUCAGCUGACGCCCAAACGUUCAAGGAAGUUAAGAGAAGUUAAACUAGAUCGCUUACAUCCUGAUGGUCUGGGACUCAGCGUCAGAGGAGGACUGGAGUUUAACUGUGGCCUUUUCAUUUCACAUAUAAUGAAAGAGGGACAAGCAGAUAAUGCCGGACUUCAGAUUGGAGAUGAGAUUGUCAGGAUAAAUGGAUACUCCAUCUCUUCGUGCACACACGAGGAAGUAAUAAAUCUUAUUCGUACAAAAAAGAUUGUGUCAAUCAAAGUAAGACAUGUUGGACUGAUACCUGUCAAAAGCUCUGCAGAAGAACUCUUACAAUGGCAGUACGCUGAUCAGUUUGUGUCAGAAACAGAGGAGGGCAAAAGCAGUGUGGCAGGACUGGCAUCGGCUGGUGGAAGGGACGUUAAGGAAAAAAAAGUGUUUAUUAGUUUAGUAGGCACCAUUGGUAUGGGAUGCAGCAUUUCUAGUGGCCCUUCUCAAAAACCUGGAAUUUUUAUCAGCAAUGUUAAACCAGGUUCAAUUUCUUCUGAAGUAGGAUUAGAGAUAGGAGAUCAGAUUGUGGAAGUAAAUGGAGUGGAUUUCUCUAGUCUGGACCAUAAAGAGGCUGUGAGAGUGUUAAAAAGCAGCCGUAGUCUGACUUUAACCAUUGUAGCUGGUGCGGGUCGAGAGUUGUUUAUGACUGAAGACGAAAAGCUGACAGAGCAACGGCAUCGUGAGCUGGAACGACAAGAACUGCUGCGCCAAAAGAAACUUGCAGUGGAAACUAACAAAAUACUCAAAGAGCAGCAGGAAAAAGAGAGGCUGCGAAAGAUGGAAAUUACCCAGAAAGUAGCAGAAGAAGAGGAAAGAUUUCGCAAGGAGGUUGAGAAAAUUUCUGCUGAAGAAGAAAAGGCAAAAAAAGAGUGGGAGGAAGAUUGGGGCCAUAAGGAACAAUCUCAAAAAAGUCCUAAGCAAGUUUCCCAACAUGCACCUCGCAGCUCCCCAACAAAACAUAAAAUGGAUGAAAAACAUCAGCUUAAUGUGGACGGCACAGCUGGUGUUAAUGGGAAGCAAAACAAACAGGUAUCUGAGACAGAACGAGAAGAUUUAGAGGAGUCAGAAAAGGUUCAGCAUUGGGUAGAAAGACUCUGUCAGACCCGCCUGGAACAAAUCUCUUCAACAGAAAAUGAUGCACACGAGGUGGCAGGUGUGCGUCCUCCUGCCGCCUCUUCUCCUCCCACUGUUGUGCCUGCAGCCACUGCAGUACAGAGGUUUGUUGGUGGUCUCCAACUUCACACUACAGACUUGGAUGACAUCAAUUUAGAGGAGUCAAGUCGUCCUAUUAAACGACCAGCUCCACCUCCUCCUUCAGCACAAACGCUUUCUGCUUCCUCAUCAUCUCAGCAUCCUCAUUCACCCAAUGUCACCAUGGCGAGGAGAAGUGCCCCACCACCUCCAACCUCAACAUCAAGAUCUUCUCUUAUACAGCCCACCUGGAUGCACUUACCCCCUCCAUCACCUCCAACACCAUCAUCUACUUCUCAUCCACUGGGCUCAGGUCGCCCACCACUUCCAUUCUCUGAUGAAUUGAAAAACUUUAGGGGCAGACCAGCUUUAAGGUCUUCAAUGCCAGAACCCACAUAUCCCCCAAGUCCAAAGGUUGUGAGAAAUACUUCCAACGUCAGCAAGAUUUCAUCUACUUCCAGCAAUACUUUGCAGUUUGCACCAAGCCCACCCACCCAGCGACGCCCAGCUGUUCCAAUCCCAUCUAAACCCAUCAUGUUGCCUCAUGACUCUAAUUUCAUUCUCAGACCAGCGGUGAAAUCAGAUCCUUUGCCGCCUGAGAUGCUAAAGCGGAUGGUUGUGUACAACUCGUCUUUUAGAUCUAGCAAAAAACAAGGUUUCCAGAAAUAUGAGGAAGACUUUGAUCCGUACACUAUGUUUGCACCUGAGCAGAUUGCAGGAAAGGAUGUUCGUCUUCUUCGAAUAAAAAAGGAGGGGCCAUUGGAUCUUGCAGUAGAGGGAGGAAUUGAUUCUCCUAUUGGUAAAAUUGUGGUGUCUGCUAUUUAUGAUGGAGGAGCUGCAGAUAAUCAUGGUGGAAUUGUAAAAGGAGAUGAGAUACUGGCAGUGAAUGGAAAAAUUAUGGUUGAUUUGACCCUAACAGAAGCUCAGAGAACAAUGGCUAAAGCUUGGAAUGUGGGAGGAGACUGGAUAGACUUGGUCAUAGCUGUGUCUCCACCUAAGCAGUAUGAUGAUGAUGUGACUCUAUUUUAAUGGAAGAACCACUGUAAAAUAUAAAUGAGAGAUAAGUGGGAAGAAAGACAACUGGAAUUACAGGAAUGGAUCUACGGAAGAACUACGCUGCUUGUUUGCACAGCACCUUUUUAACUAUGAUUAACAAAUAGAUAUUGGGAAACUUAUGUAAUGCACAAAGUUCCUCAUGAUACUGUAUAUGUAUUUUUGACGUGCCUGGAUGAACCAAAAUAGAAUUUUAUGUAUUCAGAGUCUAUUUAACUAAAAAAAAAAAUACACAAUUACAAAUAAUUUGAUAAAUGUUAGAAAUGUGUAAAUUGUAUUAGCAUUGUGAUACAUUUAAAUUAUCAUGGAAUACUUUGUAUCUAAGCUUUUGAUACUACAGCUUUUUUUAAAGAAAGUAAUAAAUGAAGACAACUUUUAAAAUUAAUUUAUAAAAACACAUAUUUAAAUUAACAGUAAAGUUUUUUUUUCUUUGUUGUAUCUUAAGAAGUGUAUUUUAACAUAUAUUGCAGUAUACAGCGACAGAGCUCCUUAUUAGCAAGUGAGCAAUUUAUUCCUAUGGAUUAGCUGCACACAAUAUGUAUCUCCUACUAGUCCCAUUAUCAAGUUAAACACCUUUAUCUCAGCUAUUCUUUCAUGCAACAUAUUUAAAAUGAUUAAUUGCUUCUCUUUUGUAAACAAGUGGUACCAACCUAAGUCCUUGCACCCACAUCACAGGGAUUCAUAACUCUCAGCAUUACAGAUCUAAAUCAGGAGAGGCUUAGACUGAGUCAAGGAGAUCUGCAUGUGGAGUUUUAACAGGCAGGCGAAGUGUCACAACUUUUCUGUGUGCAGUGCAAUAGAUUUAGGGAGUAGCUAAGAAUCUUUUCUGUUAUGAUAUAUUUAUGUUUAUCUAAAACAGGGGUGUAGGUCAACCACUAGGCCAAACAAUAACAUUUACUUUUUCCCUCAUUGUCAAUGCAAUAUUAAAUGUUUAGGCAUUGUAAUGUCAGAAAAGUGCAGUAAUUCUAUCAUCUGAAUGAAAGUGUUUUGUAUUUUUGUAAUUGUAGCUAACAAAUGAUUAGUAAAGAUAUCUGCAGAGCUGAUGGGUAGUGGUCUCUGUGGCUGGACUUAUAUCCCUGUAUAACUUCACCAUAGACUGGACUAGACCUCUAGCUUUGAAAAAUGUGAUUGAGUCUAAAAGUUGCUAAAUGAUGUCCUGUCAAGCAAAAGAGCUCCUGAGCUCCGAGCUGUCCUGCAUUUUACAAGAUGGUCCCGGUCUUUCAGCUCAGAAUCCUGCUAUCAUUUCAGCACUCCCUCCUGUUCCACAAGAACCCAACUCCAGCUCAGCCACCCCUCCCCAUGUCAGCCCCAACCCUGACCUCAGCCCACUCUGACUCACCCUUAUUCCCUUUUCAUCUAUAAGAUUUACUAGUUAAUCAGAAUAACCCAUCAUUAAUUGUUUAUGGAUUGGCUAACUGUUAAAAUUGAGCAGUUGCACUUUUCUAUAAUAUGUUGUCAGAUUUUUUUAUUAGAGUUUCGCUCAUAGCAGGUGACAUGAAAUCUAAGCCUCAGCCUUUCAUUCUUCUGAGGUUGAUAAAUAUGGUUCUAUUAAAAGGACAUGAUUGUCAGAAUGAAACUUUCAUGAAUUAGAUAGAGAAUUGCAAUUCUGAAAAAACUUUCCAACUUGCUACUGUUAUUAAUCUUACUUUGAUCUCUUAGUAUCCUUUGGAAAGAGCAUAUAUUGAUGUGCUAAGGAGUAUCCACGUGUCUUGAGCACUAAACCAAUGUUGGCAGCAGUGUUUGUAACGAUGUAUAACACUGUAAAACUACUGCAAUAUAGUGCUCAAGACAUGCACAUUCCUGGGCACAUCUAGAUACUGCUUAAUAAUGGAUCCCAAAAGCACAUCUCAUUCUCAAGUAAAUUUGAUAAAAAUAAAUGUAACAUUUUUUUAUAAAUUGCAUCUUAAUCAUUAAAGUUUCAUAUUAACCUUCAUAUCUCUUUAUGCCAGGUGCAAAAUAGCUAUUAUUUUUGAGCUGCCAAUUAUCCAUUUUAGCUUAGCUUUAAAGGGACAGUAAAACAAAAUUAAACUUUCAUGAUGAAGAUAGAACAUACAAUUUUAAACAACUUUCCAAUUUACUUAAUUUAUCUUUGUUCUCUUGGUAUUAUUUAUUAAAGAGUAAACCUAGGUGGUCUUCAGGAGCGUGCACAUGUCUUUGUCAGUCUAUGGAAAGUACUGCUGCCAUAGACUGCUAAAGACUACCAAAACCUAUGCGCCCACCUAGGUUUACUCUUUAACAAAGGAUACCAUAAAAACAAUUACAUUUGAUAAUAGAACUAAAUUGGAAAGUUGUUUUAAAUUGCAUGUUCUAUCUGAAUCAUGAAAAUGUAAUUUUGACUUUACUGUCCCUUUAAAAAAUAGUUAUAUAAAUAAUUCUGUUUUAAUAUGUAAAUAAGAUAAUAUAGAAAACUAAUGUAUUUCACAUUACUAUUUAUUUACAUAUGAAUGUUGUAUAAUAUCCCUUUAAGUUCAAGGGUCUUGAUUUGAUGCAUUUCUCUCCCUUUAAUUUUAUAAAGCCAUUGUCAGUUUAUUUUACAUAAAUAUUUUCCUAGCCUACAGCCCAUGCUUACUCUAGCUUAUUCAUAACAAAUGGUGUUGCUUUAGAAAUAAUGCCCUGUUCCUGUCUACUAGUAUAUUUUGAUAAUUAUAUUAAAAUUAAACCAACUGCUGCAGCAUUUAGUGCUUUCAUAUAUAUGUAAAUACAACUGCAUCAAGAAUUUAAUAAAACAUAUAAGUAUUCGUAAA